Molecule: messenger RNA, 3711 nt
Organism: Nasonia vitripennis (jewel wasp)
Lineage: Eukaryota; Metazoa; Arthropoda; Insecta; Hymenoptera; Pteromalidae
Gene: RecQ4
Product: ATP-dependent DNA helicase Q4
Exons: 6
Biological process (GO): double-strand break repair via homologous recombination; DNA replication
Cellular component (GO): chromosome; nucleus; cytoplasm
Molecular function (GO): zinc ion binding; nucleic acid binding; 3'-5' DNA helicase activity
Source: RefSeq, a predicted model, not a curated record
UGAUAGCCCUUAUUAACAAUAUCUGGCGCGAAAUAUUCGUAUCAGCAAAAACAUACUUCGUAGAUCAUAGAAAGUAUUAAUUAUAAAUUAUUUUUUUAUUUUAUUUACUCUAUUUUAUAUCUUUUGUAUAACCGAAAAUUCUAAUAAUAUAAAAAUAAGUUUCUAAAUUUUUUAACUACAUAAACAUGGAUUCAAAAGAUGAAUCGUAUUUCAAGACAAAAUAUUAUCAGUAUAAAAUUCGUAUUAAAAAGUGGGAAAGUAAUUUUAUAAAUAAAUAUGGACGUAAACCAAAUAAAAAUGACAUAAAAGCAGCAGAUAGUACUAUCCGUGAGGCUUAUAAAAUUUACUGGGAAUUCAAAAUUAAAACAGAGAAUAGGUCGCAGGAAGCUACUACUACUUAUCAUAAUAUAAAAGAAAGUACUCCAGUUGAAAAAAGUCAUUUUGAUUUAGUUUUGAGUAAAGAAAAUCAAGUUUAUCAUAGUACAGAGCUAUCACCUAUUCUCAAUUCUAUUGACCCAGAAAAUACUUUUUCAUCGAAUAUCUAUACAUCUGAUGUAGAAAGUUAUACGCCUUUUUUUGAAAAUAAAAGUAACAGCAAACAAGCAUGGGAUCAUCAUUUAAAUACAGAAAAAAACAAUCGUAAAGAAAAUGAAUCUAAAUUUGCAAGUAACUCAUCUUUUCAACUAUCACAAGAAAGGUUCAAAUCACUUAAUCUUUUAAAACGUAAUCCUAGAAAGUUAGCUAUUCAUUCAAAAUUAGAUGACAAUACAGAAAAUUCUAACAAGAAUUUCAAGGAAAUAAAUCUUUACAGUAAAAAUAGCGAUGAAAGUAUAAAAACUGAUACUUUUAAAAUAGCAGAAUGGACAAAACCGAAUUUAAAGGUAAUUUCUCUGAGAAGUAAUGUAACCUCCAAAUCAAGUAAUACUUUGCAGCAGUUAAUACUUAGAUCUUCAAAUGAUUCACCAACAAAUAAUAGGUUAUUAAGUAAAAGUUGGUUAGAUAGAUGUACUGAACCUAGUAUUGAUAAAAGUUUGGCUACAAAACUAGAAGAACCAAAGGAAGAGGAUAGCUGUAUGCUGUAUAGUUCAACAAAUUCUGAUGACGAUUAUGUUUUUAAUAGUGAUUCCAAAGAUCACAGUAAUAAACGUGUGAGAAAUCACAACAAUCUCUUUGGUGAUGAAUAUGUCCAAAAUGUGAAAAAAAUAUGUUGUGAAAAUAAUUUAUGUAGUUCUAAUGAUAUGAAAAAUUUGGGGAAAAAAUUGCAUGAUUCACAUGAAUAUAAUAAAUUUAUAACAGAUUCUUAUAAUUUUAUAAAAGUGACAGAUUAUACCAUUGAUACAAAUAUUAUUAAAACUAAUAACAAAGUGAAUGAAAAUAUUACAUUUAAUGAUAGUCAAUAUACAUCUGAAAAUUCAUCUACUGUAUCCAUGACAGAAAUUAUUGGUUCAAACCAAUUUCAGUUUGACAGGAAAAGUAGAAUAGACAGUAAGAAACUGUUAAAUAUAAAUAAUACUAAUAGUAAAGAAUAUUCAGAUACUUUUCCACAGAUGCCUAUAACAGAUAUUUCUGAAGUCAUUAAACCAUCGAUUACUUUAACUAAGAGUAAUCAGAUGAUUGAAGAUACAUUAAUAAGAAAUAAUAGCGCUAAAGAAUUGAAUAGAAAUUUUCUUAGAAUCAACUUAAAAAAAAAAGUUUUUGUUCGAGGAAAAAAAUCCUUUAAUUUCUCUACCUACAAAAAAACACAAUGGAAAAAAAAAAAAGAAAAGACCGAUAUUAAUGCUGGCAAUUUAGAUUUCUUAGAUUCGAUUGAUAAAAAUAAUACAUUUUUAUGUUUCAAAUGUGGAAAAAUGGGUCACUUAGCAAGACGAUGUAAAAAUUCAAAAGAUUCUGGUCUGGCAAUUGAUGAUCAUGAGGAAAUGCCUGAUAUAUCACAAUUACGGGACGUUACAGAUACAACAAAACUGACUGGUACUACAGAAAGUAAAUUUAGCAUCAAUGAAAUGCUUGAUAACUAUGAAUUACCUGAAGCAUGCAAGGAAAAAAAAAUUAUCUCAAGAAAUCAAGGAAUAAGUCCGUUAUACAGUCUUAAUAGAAAUGGUUCUAUAAUAGAUGCUCCUUCUGAAGUUUUGACAGCUUUGGCAAAAUUCGGUCAUAAGCAGUUUCGCGAUGGUCAAGAAAUAUCUAUCAUGAGAACUUUAUCAGGAUUACCUACUCUUGUAACCUUAACUACAGGAUCUGGAAAAUCUUUGUGUUAUCAGUUACCUGCAUAUUUGUAUGCUCAAAGAUCAAAGUGUAUCACGUUGGUUAUUUCCCCUUUAGUAUCACUGAUGGAUGACCAAAUAUCUAAAAUGCCAGAUUUUUUACCGGCUGCUUGUUUACAUACUAACCAAAGCCCAAUGUUACAUGCAAAUAUAUUAAAUGAUUUAAAAGCAGGAAAAAUAACAAUUUUAUUGGUUUCCCCAGAAGCAUUAGCAGCUUGUGAUACGUCUAAAAGUUAUGUUACUAUUUUUCGUCAUUUGCCCCCUAUUGCUUUUGCUUGUAUUGAUGAAGCACACUGCAUUUCCCAAUGGUCACAUAAUUUUCGACCAUCGUACUUAAUGCUUUGUAAAAUAUUGAGAGAACAUUUAAAUGUUAAAAAUAUUCUUGCAUUAACUGCUACUGCGAGUAAAUAUACAGUAUCUAGCAUAAUUGAUUUGUUGCAAAUAAAGGACGAAAAAACAGGUGUGAUAUCAGAUAAGCCAUUACCGUCAAACUUAAAUUUAACUAUAUCUCAUGAUAAAAAGAAAGAAGAUGCUCUAAUCAGUCUCUUACAAAGUGAACGAUUCAUUCAGUACAAUUCAAUUAUAAUUUAUUGCACUCGACGUGAAGAAUGUUCUAGAAUAGCAGGAUUAUUACGUAUUUGUUUAAAAGAUGAAAAUUUUAAAUUGAAUCAUUCAAAAAGAAAUGAAAAAAAUAUAUCUGCAAUAGCAGAAGCUUAUCAUGCAGGGCUAUCUGCUCAUCGACGCAAGUCUGUAUACACUGCAUUCAUGAAAUCUAAGAUACGGAUAAUCGUUGCUACUGUAGCUUUUGGAAUGGGCAUUAAUAAACCAGAUAUACGUUCUGUUAUACAUUAUAAUAUGCCAUCUAAUUUUGAGAGCUAUGUACAAGAAAUUGGACGAGCUGGUAGGGAUGGCUCCCCAGCUCAUUGUCAUUUGUUUUUAAAUGCACAGGAAAACUCGGAUGAAUGUGAAUUACGUCGUCAUAUCAAUGCUGAUGGAAUAGACAGACGUACAAUAAGACAUCUACUUAAAAAAAUAUUCAUACCCUGUAACUGCAAGAAUUUAAGCAAAGCAGAUACAAAGUCACGUUGUCAAGGACAUGAAGUCGCUUUUUCUGUUGAAGAUACCGUUACUUCUCUCGACAUCAAACAAGAAACAAUCGCAACACUGCUAUGCUACCUUGAACUAUAUUUUCAAUGCUUCGUAAAAUUACUCCCGACUACUUACAUUAAUGCUAGGAUCCACAGUUACGAUGGACUUAAAGAUCUUAUUUCAACAGUAGUAUCUUCUCCACCUCUUGAAAUGGCUAUUACUUUGUUGACGGAAAAAGGAAUUUAUCAAGAUAGUCUGUCUACUAUAGAAUUUCCAGUAAUUCAUAUCUCAUCAUUAAUUGGUUUAGACAGUGGAUUCUUAAAAAAUCAAUUAAAAAGAUUAGAAUGGAAAAAAGGUAAAA